Molecule: messenger RNA, 3701 nt
Organism: Jatropha curcas
Lineage: Eukaryota; Viridiplantae; Streptophyta; Magnoliopsida; Malpighiales; Euphorbiaceae
Source: RefSeq, a predicted model, not a curated record
UUUUUUUUGGGCAAUAUAGUUAACUUCUUUAUGAGCACUGAGUAAUUACGAAUUUCUGCGGAAUGAAGUGUUGGGUGGUUUUAUCUUUUGCUAAUGACCAAACGUUCUUGCUCUAUUUUAUACUGGUCGUUUGUUGCUCCUUUUGGUUGAAUGCUAUUCUUUAUAUGGAUCAUACAUUUUUGUACAUGAGGUGGCAUUAUGAUUUGCUUAUAACAGGUACCUUAGGAGUGUUAGGGACAGUUAUGUUAUAAAUUUUAAUACCCAUUACUUAAAUAAGUCUCGAAAAGUAAAAGAGAAUUGUAAAUCAAGUUGUAAAAACUAAUGCAUUGCGACGAUUAAGAUAUGGAAGAAAAAUUAGUGAUUAGGAUUUGUGUGCGGUUAUUGUUAAAAUGAACUGUUAUGGUCUUUUUGCAGUUGCUGGAAAUGUCCAACGGUGUCAUAUGUAAAACUGCAUAGCUGUUGAUUACCUUUCUUUCAAUUGUGCAUCUCAUACACUCUUGUUGUGCGGUCGAAGUUCUAUAGUUUUGUGGCUCUCGAACAUUUCGUUGUUUGAUAUGGUAGCUGAAAAAUCAUUUUUAUGGGUAUGACUUGGUUUGUUCAUUUCCUCUAAGAAUACAUUUUUUUCCUGUUGUAAUUAAAGUUCUUAUUUGUCUUUUGAAUGAUGUAUAUACCUGUUCUUCAGUUAGGAUUUCUGUCAGAUUUCCACGUGUCCUAGAUAAUUGAAACAGUAGUAGGCUCUCGGAAACUUUCUGUUUGUUAUUGUCUAUUCCAUCUAUUAUUUUGUUGGUGCUAUUGACUAAGUGUGGAGGAUGACUUUGAGAGACCUACCUUUGUGAACCUUGUGAUAUUAGGGUCUGCCCUUUGAGCUAACAGCCAAGAAGAGUCAUAUCCAACUUCAAACCAUGAGUGCUGCCGAGAGGAAUCGGAUUUUCUUAUUCUUUAAUCAUUCAAUUACUAAUUAGGAAUUUCAAAGAGAAUUUUGGGAUCAACCCUGAACCUUUAUGUACCUUGUGAAGAUACAAACAUGGAGUUUGCCUCCAUGCCUUUCGUCGAACCAUAUAAAAGUGGGUUAUCCUGAUGGCCUUCAACUUGUUGGCCAGGAUUCCAAUUCCAGGGUCAAAUCACAAUGGAGAUAUUUUCAUUCCUUGUGAAUCUCUUGUCCUGAAUGGAUGGUAUUCUUUUGACUGAAUCGAAGUUGUGGAGUUAGUAAGCUGUCCAAAUUCUAACAGAUGGUUCCAUCUAACCAUGACGAUAAAAAAAAAAAGGCUAAGCCAUGACUAUUACAUGAUAUGUUUUAGUUGAUGCCCACCAAUUAAUGGCUGUAUAUUAGAUUUGAUUUGUCUUCCAUUCAUACUUUUUUACUGAUUUGGCACAUCUAAGCAUCAAAUUGCGUGUAUUGUUAUGACACGUAAAGCAAAUGAUGGUGCUCAUUUUGACUACAAAGUACAAUAUACUGGGGCCUGUAGCACCAGGCCUCAGAGCUGUAUCAAUCUGCUGCUGAAGACAGCGUCGAGUCAUCAUCCACAACUAUGUUUUUGAUGUUUCUGAGGUUUUUCUCUUUGGCGAUCUUAACUGUGGUAAUCAAGUUUUCACACUGAUGAUUUGUUGAUUUCUUGAUCGAUGGGAAUUCAAAAGAUUGGACAUCGGAGUUUGAGAUAUGGUAAAACAUUUUCCUUAUCCACUGGUGGGGACAAGGAAAUGAAAGAUGACCCUGUCUUAGGGGAAGAUUCUGGUGAUGAUUCUGAUGAUUGUGAGCUCACUGAGUUGCACUGUGAACUUGGCAUGUUGGAAGGUCAGCUGUGCGGCAUACCAUAUGAGCUUUAUGAUCUGCCAGAUUUAAGGGAAAUAUUAUCUUUAGAAACUUGGAAUUCUUGUCUAACUGAGGAAGAAAGGUUCUAUCUGUCUGCUUACCUUCCAGAUAUGGACCAGCAAACUUUUUGUUUGACUAUGAAGGAGCUUUUUAAUGGUAGUGAUUUAUAUUUUGGAAGUCCCUUGGAUGAGUUCUUCAAAAGAUUGAAAGGUGGAUUCUAUCCUCCCAAAGUGACUCAUCUGAGGGAAGGUUUGCAAUUUAUAAAGAGAAAAAAGUAUUAUCAUGCAUUGAGAUCCUUCCAUGACAGGAUGACACAAAUGUUUGUAGACAUGAGAAGGAUGUGGAAUCAAUGUGAACUGAGCUCCAGUGUCGAGGAAAGGAUGUCCAUGUGGAAAAUAAAGAGAAAACAGAGAGUUAUCAAUUUGCUUGAUCUUAACAAAUUUCCCAAGGACGAUCACUUGUUAAGUGAGGAGGCUAGCUUGGGCAUAAAGGGAAUGAAAUCAGCAGAAAGUGAGACAAGGGAUGUUUUGCCCUCUCUAUCUGUCAACCCAAUGAAAGUUAUUGCUCCAAACAGUAGAGCAAAGGGUGUUUUAAAGAUGAAGCCAUCUGGAAAUGGCUUAUUACCAAAUCACAGUUUAAAAGUAAGUGGCAGUGACAUUUUGGAGCAGUGUCGUACUGUACCCAAGGGAGUGUUGAAAAUAGUACCUAAAAUCCCUUCUUUUCGGCUAGAACAACCAGAAGUGGUGCCAGGGGCAGCACAAACAACAUUUCUGGUCAGGACCCAAGGUUUACAAGAUUUUAAGUUUUCUUCUUUGCCAGAAUAUAUGCGCUUUCCUGAUGCUACUGCCCUUUAUGAAUCAUCAUUUCGAAGGCAGAAAGCUGAUGGUAGCAGAGUUCAUUCAACUCCAAGCCAAUCUCAUUGUCUAUCAAGUCAGCAGGAAAGUACUAUAAGAACCAGUCAUCAAUCAGAAACCUUUACCAGGACAACAGAGAGGCAAGUAAUUCCUUCUAUAGAAGACAAAUCUAUUUUAGGAAAACGCAAGUUGUUUGGAAAUGAUGUGGGAAGGGAUUGUAAUGAAGAGUACAGUGCUCGAAUGAAUCCAAUGGAUGCAAGGAGGUAUAGAUUUGGUAGUGAAAGUAUGUGGCCAGAUUUGCAAAAAGGAAAUGAAGACUUUUCCCUCAGAUCCUUGGAACCAUACCCGUUUGGUAUAUAUCAUGGCAGAGAACAGCAUAUGGCGCUCGUGAAAGAUAAGCAUAUCACAGUGUAUCCAAGAAUUCCAGAAGCAGUUCCCAGAACCUCAGCCAUUGUUAAUGGUUCGCAACAAAUAUUCAUGGCAUUGCCUUCAGAUUCAAUGAGAGGUGAGGUUGACGUCAGUGUGAAAAAAUCAGAGAAGCUAUUAAGUGAAACCAGUUUUUCUGAGAGAAUUAAAGAUGAACAUGUGCUGCCUUUGACAUACAAGCGAAGAAAGGCUCUAGCUAAGUUUAACACAUUUGACACUGGCAAGACUAUUAAAACAGGAGCAGACUUGAGCUCUAGCCAUCAUUUGGGGCAGGGUGAAAAAGAACUGAAGAUAAAAUUCACAGGGUGGAAAGACAUGCCCUUUAACAAGGAAUCUUGAGUAAUUGCAUCUUGGACCCAACAUAUCUUGGACUAAAGUAGGUAUUCUUACUAAUAUCAAAUUUCUUUGGUUUUCAUGAAAUCAAUCUGUAAUAUAAGUUUAUCAAAUGUGUAAAAAGAAGUAUAGUGAUACAAGAAUGCUUCUGUCUCCGGGAUAAUCCCAUUGACUAAUAUAUUCAUGUCAGUAUGCACAUAAUUAUUUUCUAUUGUCACAAAGCUUGCUGUCUUGUAAUGGCAAUCUUAUUAAAUGGAUUGACAUGGUUUAGAAGGUAA